This is a messenger RNA of Entrophospora candida, 474 nucleotides long. The record is from the annotation of a GenBank genome assembly. NCBI's taxonomy places the organism in Eukaryota, Fungi, Glomeromycota, Glomeromycetes, Entrophosporales, Entrophosporaceae.
AUGAGUCGAACUAAGGUAGAUUUAGUAACCUGUUAUGUUGGUGAUAAAAAAGCCAAAUGUACUCUCAACCCUGGAUUGGAAUUUUCUAUGUGUUGUGAUAAGACGCUUAAAAGGCUUGGAGUAAAAAUUGAUAGACCAAUAAGCUCUAGAGACAGAGAAAUGAAAUUUUUCAGAGAAAUGACGACAACACCUGUUGGAUGGUCCAAGGUUUCACUUACUUUUAAUUCGAAUAAAAAAAAUAGAUCUAUUAUUACUGAUACUGAAGUUCUAGUUGUAAAACACCAUAGUAAUAUGGAAGAUGAAAUUUUACUUGGCUCUCCUUGGUUUAUGGGACUAUCUUUGGAUGAUGACGUUUAUCUACAAAUUUAUACUGCUAGAAUUGUUAUUGAUAUGCCUGACUGUUGUGUUAGAACAAAUCUUUACAUUAAAAGCCUUAAAGGGUAUAAAAAUAAAUGGGUUUGUAUUCCUGUUGAU